GGAGGUGUUAGCGCUUCCUUCCGCAGGUUGAGGAACUGUGGUGGCGGCUCGGAGGUCUCAUAACGCGGUGUGAAAAGUCGACCAUGGCGCCCAGUUCGCAGGCAGACGAUGUUGUCUCUGGUGUUCGUAAAGGGAUUCGGGCUGUUCUGCUGGGGCCGCCCGGCGCGGGGAAAGGGACUCAGGCCCCCAAGCUGGCAGAGAAGUUCUGUGUGUGUCAUCUGGCCACUGGGGACAUGCUUAGAGCGAUGGUGGCCUCCGGCACUGAACUAGGCAAAAGAUUAAAAGCCACAAUGGAUGCUGGCAAACUGGUGGGUGAUGAGAUGGUCGUCGAGCUCAUCGAGAAGAACCUGGACACUCCUGCCUGCAAAGAAGGGUUUCUGUUGGAUGGUUUUCCUCGCACAGUCAAACAAGCAGAAAUGUUGGAUGAUCUGCUUGAGAAACGCACAGAGAAGCUGGAUUCUGUAAUCGAGUUCUCUGUAGAGGACUCGCUCCUUGUUCGCAGGAUCUGUGGCAGACUUAUUCAUCAGUCCAGUGGCCGCUCGUACCAUGAGGAGUUUAAUCUGCCUAAGGAGCCUAUGAAGGAUGAUGUGACUGGUGAGCCUCUGACUCGCCGUAGUGAUGAUAAUGAGAAGACGCUGCGCUCGAGGCUGGAGGCCUAUCACAAACAGACAGCCCCCCUGGUGCAGUACUAUAGCGCACGUGGUAUUCACCAUGCCAUCGAUGCUGCUCAGUCACCCGAAGUCGUCUUUGCCUCCAUCCUUGCUGCCUUCUCAGCCACCACCUGUAAAGACCUUGUGUUAUUCAUCUAAACAUUUUCUCCACCCCUGUUUUUCCUUAGUGUCUAACUCUUUCAAGGAAAGGGUUGGGUUCCGCCUCUAAGGAAAAUGCUGCACUUGAGUGUGUGAGUUUGCCAGCUUAGGUUUUUCCGGAAGCUAAUUGUUGAGUUGUGCCUAUGGAAACAUUACAGCUUUGACAAUUAUCUGUCUCUUCUUACAUUACACAUCAUGGCACACAUGGAUUUUAUAUCUGUGUAAUAGUAAAUGCCUAAUGGUGGAGUAUGCAUCUUAUCUAAACAAAGUAGGUUGCAGUUUCAGGCUUUCUACAUUUGUGUCCAAGUAAUGAGCAGUAGCGGCCUGUACCAUGAAGCUAGUUGAACAAACUCGGGGUUACGGGAUUAGUUUCAAGUUGACGACCAAUCCAAUCAGGCUUUAUUGGUACCAUGACGCUGGUUAUCAACAUCUGUCAACUCAGGCUUUGAUCCUUAAGCUAUGUUUAGUCCAUGAGCGCGUGCACGUAAAUGCGUGACGUCGUUAAAAGCAACAACGUUGCGGCUGCCGAAGCUCGGAACAUUGCUGAUUAUGUAAAUGUGUAUGUUUACUUUUAUAGACUCACAAUGAGAAUAAACGGACUGGAAACUUAUAAUCUUACAUGUCAUUUCAUUUAAUAUAAAUGUAAAUUGUUUUAAUUAAAUGUUUCUCUGCUAAGUCCUCUUUUUACAGUUUGCACUGCGGAGUUAAAUUAGUCACUUUGCUCACAGCUGAUUGGUCCAAGUUGGGUUUGAGUUCUCUUACCCAUAACAUAACCCGCCCCCGGGCAGGUCAGUCAUAGAGAGUAAAUUACUAUGGUGAUGAACACCGGUAAAGGCAGAGCCACUUUCAUGGUAUCUAAAACCCAGGGAUGGCACAAACGAAACUGUAACUUACCUGGCUAGCCAUCUAAACCAGCUUCAUGGUACAGGCCCCAGGUCUAGACAAAACAACAACAACGAAUUUUCACUUAGAAAUGACACUCACUAAGUCAGCAUGACCAAUCUCUGCUAAUGCCACUUGCUUUCUAUCACCUACUACUUUCAGAUCAAUCUUCCUGAUUGUCAGUGCUGCUUGAGUCCUCAGUCUAUAUUUUGAUAUAUAUAGCUACUCAUUUUUUAACCCCUUUGUAGGCAAAUAAUUUUGACAUUGUACUGAAAACUGCUUUUGCUUUUGUAAUUGUAUUUUCUUCUUGUGAUUUUGCUCUUGUCCACCAGGUGGUGUGUAAUUUUUAAUUUUUUUAUUUAUUUAUUUUUUCAGCAUCCUGCUGUAGGGG
Molecule: messenger RNA, 2082 nt
Organism: Ictalurus punctatus (channel catfish)
Lineage: Eukaryota; Metazoa; Chordata; Actinopteri; Siluriformes; Ictaluridae
Gene: ak2
Product: adenylate kinase 2
Exons: 6
Coding region: 84-809 (241 amino acids)
Biological process (GO): ADP biosynthetic process
Cellular component (GO): mitochondrion; cytoplasm
Molecular function (GO): AMP kinase activity; ATP binding
Source: RefSeq, a predicted model, not a curated record